AUAUUAUCAUAAAUAAAAACUGGUCGAGCAUUGGAUUCAGCGAUUCCAGCGAUCCAAUUUGCGGCAACUGUCCAAACAGAAAACUAAUGGCUACUCCAUUUUCCCUUGCUUCUUCUACUUUCUCUCCACUUUCUCGUCCUCCCAACAGAACACCCACUUCCUUCUUUCUCUCAAAAUCCAUUUCUUUUCACAAUUUCUCUAAUCCCACUCGCCAUUUUAGAUACCCCAUCUUGUCUCUUCUUCCCCACAACAAGAAGCUUUCUCAAAUUUCAGCUUCAAUUCACCCAAAACUCCCCAUUUCCUCCAACCCCUUUGCUUCGAUUUGGGAGUCGCUUUUAAUUUUCUCCACUUCGGUGCUCUUGUCCUUUUCUCUGUUUGUUACAGAUGUUGAUCCGGCGGUUGCUUUUGUUGUCACUACACCGAGGAAAUUGCAGACGGAUGAGCUCGCUACAGUUCGUCUUUUUCAGGAGAAUACUCCUUCUGUAGUUUAUAUCACAAAUCUUGCUGCUAGGCAGGAUGCUUUUACUUUAGACGUGUUGGAGGUACCGCAGGGGUCAGGUUCUGGAUUUGUCUGGGAUAAGGAUGGUCAUAUUGUCACUAAUUAUCAUGUAAUUCGUGGUGCUUCUGAUCUCAGAGUCACUCUAGCUGACCAAACUACUUUCGAUGCGAAAGUUGUUGGAUUCGACCAAGACAAGGAUGUUGCUGUCUUGAGUAUUGAUGCACCUAAAGACAAACUAAGACCUAUACCUGUUGGUAUCUCAGCAGAUUUGCUUGUUGGUCAGAAAGUGUUUGCUAUUGGAAACCCUUUUGGACUGGAUCAUACUCUCACGACUGGGGUAAUCAGUGGCCUUCGCAGAGAAAUUAGUUCUGCUGCUACUGGUAGGCCCAUUCAAGAUGUCAUACAGACAGAUGCUGCCAUUAAUCCAGGGAACAGCGGAGGGCCACUUCUCGAUAGUUCGGGGAACCUUAUUGGAAUAAAUACAGCAAUAUAUUCUCCAUCUGGGGCGUCCUCAGGUGUUGGAUUUUCAAUCCCAGUUGACACAGUGAGCGGCAUUGUUGAUCAGUUGGUUCGAUUUGGGAAGGUGACGAGACCAAUUUUAGGAAUCAAGUUUGCUCCUGAUCAGUCUGUCGAACAGUUGGGCGUAAGUGGAGUACUCGUCUUAGAUGCUCCUGCAAAUGGUCCUGCUGGGAAAGCUGGCCUGCAACCGACUAAGCGGGAUGCUUAUGGUAGACUUAUAUUGGGAGACAUAAUAACAUCAGUGAACGGAAAAAAGGUCACGAAUGGAAGCGAUUUGUAUAGAAUUCUUGACCAGUGUAAAGUUGGUGACAAGGUGACUGUGGAGGUGCUACGUGGUGAUCACAUGGAGAAAAUUCCAGUGAUUUUGGAGCCAAAGCCAGAUGAAUCUUGAGCCAAAAAUAGUUUGGGGUUCUUUUUUAUUAUUUUUGUACAUUACAUUAAUCAAUAUUAAUAAGCUGUUUGUAAAUAAUAGUCUAUUCUGGCUGUUACUCUCACCCUUUCUCAAUUAAAUCACACUUAUAAUUCCACUUUUC
Messenger RNA from Benincasa hispida (wax gourd), 1551 nucleotides. RefSeq names its product DegP protease 1 (gene DEG1). Gene Ontology annotation, biological process: proteolysis. The record is from RefSeq and is a predicted model, not a curated record. Gene Ontology annotation, molecular function: protein binding; serine-type endopeptidase activity. NCBI's taxonomy places the organism in Eukaryota, Viridiplantae, Streptophyta, Magnoliopsida, Cucurbitales, Cucurbitaceae.